Molecule: messenger RNA, 1834 nt
Organism: Suillus subaureus
Lineage: Eukaryota; Fungi; Basidiomycota; Agaricomycetes; Boletales; Suillaceae
Product: cytochrome P450
Exons: 17
Coding region: 56-1696 (546 amino acids)
Molecular function (GO): heme binding; monooxygenase activity; iron ion binding
Source: RefSeq, a predicted model, not a curated record
AGCGGAAUAGCCCGUUGUGUGCUCACUACAUCUCCAUUUCCAACCCCCUGCAAGCAUGAUUGUCACUGGUCUGUCGUUGGAGACCCUUUCAAUAUUGGUGGGUUCGGUAGCUGCACUACACGCAUUGCAGCUCUUCGUGGAUUUCCGUCGACUAUUGGCAAGCAUUCAUCAUCUUCCAGGAUACAGAACAAUUCUUGGUUCCUCAACUGUGCUCGGAAACUUGUUUCCCCCGAUCCCCUUGUUGACCUUAGGUCAUGAUCAUUCUUGGCUGUCGAAGCAUGGCCCCUUCGCGGAGAAGGGCCUCGAUAUAAUUUCCACUGCGGCAUGGUGGCCGAAAGCAGUGGGAUCAUUGUUGAUAGCGGACGUCAAUGUGAUUAAAGACAUUGUUUGGUCUCGUGGAGAACGCUUCCCAAAACCUCUUGGCAAAUACACCAUAUUAACAUUCUUUGGUGAAAAUAUCAUUGUUUCCGAAGGCAACGAGUGGAAGCGUUACCGCAAGAUUGUUGCACCUGCGUUUUCAGAAAGGAAUAAUAGACUGGUCUGGGAUGCAACGAUACAGAUCAUGCUUGAUCUUUUUGAUACAAUGUGGGCUGGACAAGAAGAAGUGGUUGUCGAUCACUCUGUAGAUUUGACUUUUCCAAUCGCUCUGUUCGUGAUCGGGGCUGCAGGUUUUGGUCGUCCUAUAUCUUGGAAAGAGGAUACUGUAGUCACACUUGGACAUCAGCUGACCCUCAAAGAUGCUCUCCGCACAGUGACACAGGACCUCACCAUUAAAUUAUUAGUACCUAGAUGGGCCAUGGGACUUACUAAACGUUUCAGGCGUGCAAGGCUUGCCUUCGAUGAAUUGCAUCAAUACCUUAAGGAGAUGAUUCAUGAACGACGUGGAUCCCAGUACGAAGAUAAUAACGACCUAUUAUCUAGUUUGUUGUCAGCAAAUGACGGUGACAAUUUGUCAAAGAGUGAAGUAAAGCUAAGUGAUAGCGAAUUAAUCGGCAAUAUCUUCAUAUUCUUGGUUGCGGGACACGAGACGACAGCCCAUGCACUUUCUUUUGCGUUCGCACUAUUGGCUUUACAUCCUGAUAAGCAAGAAGAAAUGUACCAACACAUCAAACGCGUACUGCCUGACGGAAGAAUUCCUACUUAUGAUGAUAUGCUGUCAUUAGCCUACUCUUCUGCCGUGUUCAACGAAGCACUGCGAAUGUUCCCCCCUGUUUGCAUUGUGCCAAAGACAAGUGCAGAAGAUACGACCUUCACUCUCACAGAUGCGAAUGGGACAUUGAAAACAGUCGUUGUGCCUAAAGGGUUGGAUCUCACACUGGACGUGCCUGGGCUUCACUAUAAUCCUAAGUACUGGGAAGAUCCAUUCACGUUUAAACCCGAACGAUUCUUGGGUGACUGGAACCGAGAUGCAUUCUUUGCCUUCAGUGGUGGUAAGUAUCUUAACAUCUUUCUCGGAACGAGCUUGAAGAUGCCCAUACCAAUAGGUUAUAGAGGGUGUGUAGGAAGAAAGUUUGCGGAAGCCGAGGGAGCAGCUGUUCUCACUAUUUUAAUUUCACGAUAUAUCAUUUCGAUCAAGGACGAGCCGCAAUUUGUUGGCGAAACAUAUGAGCAGCGCAAGGCUAGAGUACUUGACGCACGAAGUAUACUCACUCUGGCACCAACCCGCCUUCCCCUGGUGUUCAGACGGAGAACUUGAAAAGAAUACCUGAGUCCCUGACUCGCUAGAGGAGGGCUUCUACGGGCUACUUUGUUUUCUCUUCAUCGAGUCUCGACGUUGCUUAUUAGCUUAUUGUCAUCUGCAGCCAGGAUAUAGAUAUAUUUCCAGUGACUGCUU